CAGAGCCCGUUAACAUGCGGUUCUGGUAGUGUGGUCAAGAGUUAGAGCUGCUGCUUCUGAGUUUGAGUUCCUGGUGCGGCAGUCUGCGAGAUGCCCAAGGCCAAGGGAAAGACUCGGAGGCAGAAGUUCGGUUACAAUGUCAACCGAAAGCGUCUGAACCGGAAUGCUCGUCGGAAGGCAGCUCCACGGAUCGAGUGCUCUCACAUUCGACAUGCCUGGGACCACACCAAAUCCGUGCGGCAGAACCUGGCGGAGAUGGGGUUGGCCAUGGACCCCAACAAGGCGGUUCCCCUCCGAAAGAGAAAGGUAAAGGGCAUGGAGGUAGACGUGGAGGAGAGACCCAAGGACCUCGUACGGAAGCCCUACGUGGUAAAUGACCUGGAAGCAGAAGCCAGCCUCCCAGAAAAGAAAGGAAAUACCUUGUCUCGGGACCUCAUUGAAUAUGUUCAUUACAUGGUGGAAAAUCAUGGGGAAGACUAUAAGGCUAUGGCCCGGGAUGAAAAGAAUUACUAUCAAGAUACCCCAAAACAGAUUCGGAAUAAGAUCAAUGUCUAUAAGCGUUUUUACCCAACAGAGUGGCAAUCCUUCGUUGAUUCUUUGCAGAAUAAGAAGAUGGAGGUUGACUGAGUGGUGUGCAUCCCCAGACAAGGAGUGUAUUGUUUCAGACGAUGCUGGCAAGGUGCCAUAGAAUCAGCUUUUACACACAUACUCAUUCUCUCCUUCAUCAGAAGGAACUGUUUUUCUUUUUUAUUUCUUUUCUCUUUUUUAUUUUAUUUUUGAGGGGGGGUAUCUCUCUAAUAGCCUUAGAUGUCCUGGAACUUGGCUUUAUAGACCAGGCUGGCUUCAGACCCACAGAGCUCCACCUACCCUGCCCUGAGUUCUGGGAUUAAAGGGGAAGGUGUGCGCCCCCACACCUCCCACACCUGGCUAGAGAAGGAACUCUUUUUUUUUUUUUUUUUUUGAUUU
Messenger RNA from Microtus ochrogaster (prairie vole), 966 nucleotides. RefSeq names its product NOP16 nucleolar protein (gene Nop16). Gene Ontology annotation, biological process: ribosomal large subunit biogenesis. The record is from RefSeq and is a predicted model, not a curated record. Lineage: Eukaryota; Metazoa; Chordata; Mammalia; Rodentia; Cricetidae. Gene Ontology annotation, cellular component: nucleolus.